ACAAGGCCGAGGGGCUACUUAUGACAGCUUUUAGGUCUCUUUAGGAUUGUUGGUAUGGUCGAGGGUUCUGGUCAGCCUUCCUCCAACUAAAAGCUUAUUACCAUCCCAUCUUUGUUCGACACGCAACCCAUCCCCUUCCAAACAUCACUUUGACCUCAUAACUCAUUCACUCAUCACCCAUUAAUCUCCAUCAAUUCCAUUGUCAUCAUCAUCAUCGUCGUCAUCAAAUCCAUGGCCUCAAGGCCCCGGACUCUGACAGGACCUACCUAGGACUAAGACUUCCAACCAACCCAACCCCUGACGGGGCGCGGUGCGGGCGGUGCGAGCGCAUAAGAAGGAAGAGUCAAUCAGCCAGCCAGCGAGGAAAGAAAACUAGCGACUUUUCCCUCUCCCUCAAAUCACCAUUUCAGCUAAACAUCAAUCGACGAUCGCAAUUUCCAGCGAUUAUUAUAACAUAUAUAUAUAUCCAAAAAUGGCAGCGACGCGCUCAUCAACAUUCUGGUCACGACUACCCUCAAGUCGAGCAUUUUAUAUUUGUAUCAAUGCGUUACAGAUGAUGGCAGGCAUCACGACUCUAUCGUUAUGUGGCUCUGAUAUCUCAGAUUUCAAGGAUGAUACGCCGCGAAAGGCCUUCACCAUGACCGUCUCUACACUCAGCAUCAUAACAUCACUAUCACUGAUGACAGAAAUCUUCCAUUCCGUCGCCACGCGACUCUGGUUAGUCCUGGUGUUUUUAUGGCAAUGGGUCCUCGUUUUCUUAUGGGGUACUGCGGCCAUUGUCAUGAGUACUGCUUAUCUCCGUGGUUCGACACGUACCAGGAUGAGGGUUGCAACGGUAUUUGUGUAUUUUAAUUUGGUUGUUUGGGCUUUGUGUAGCCUUGUUGGGACGAUUGGUUGUUGUGCGGUGAGGAGGAGGGAUGAUAAUGUUCAGAUGAGAAGGACGAAGGAUAAGAAGGAUAGAUGGUGGAGGAGGAGGGGGAAGAAGAGCAAAAGUCAGAAUCAGAAUCAGGAUCAAACUGAUGCUGAUGCUGAUGCUGAUGCUGCAAAGGAUGAUGAUAGUGUUGAGACUGGAGAUGCUCAGACUUUCGAAAUGAGACCUCUGCCUGGAAGAGGGAGUGCUAGUACCUGACUAUCAUAUCAACUGUAUCAUAAUUGAG
This is a messenger RNA of Exophiala mesophila, 1157 nucleotides long. RefSeq lists its product as uncharacterized. The transcript has 2 exons. NCBI's taxonomy places the organism in Eukaryota, Fungi, Ascomycota, Eurotiomycetes, Chaetothyriales, Herpotrichiellaceae. The record is from RefSeq and is a predicted model, not a curated record. The coding region runs from base 473 to 1129 and encodes 218 amino acids.